Molecule: messenger RNA, 2940 nt
Organism: Lachancea thermotolerans CBS 6340
Lineage: Eukaryota; Fungi; Ascomycota; Saccharomycetes; Saccharomycetales; Saccharomycetaceae
Gene: RGT1
Product: Rgt1p
Exons: 1
Coding region: 1-2940 (979 amino acids)
Cellular component (GO): nucleus
Molecular function (GO): zinc ion binding; DNA-binding transcription factor activity, RNA polymerase II-specific
Source: RefSeq, a predicted model, not a curated record
AUGUCAGCCUCUAGAAGAGAGAGUGAACCAAAGGAAGCUGAGACAUCGCCAGAAGCCGGAGGAGCGGCGUCGGACAGGAGGCGCUCCAAGACCUCACGGGCAUGCGAUCAAUGCCGCGAAAAGAAAACUCGAUGCGAUUUUAGUGAUGAAAGGCCUAUAUGCUCGGCUUGUCAACGUAUGGGUAAAACUUGUACCUUUGAGCGCGUCCCUAUGAAGAGAGGCCCCACUAAAGGCUACACACGCAACAGCGAACCGCCAGAGGGGUUCGAUACUAGUAGGAGGGGCUCUCGCAAGAGGAGCUCCUCUGACGUCUUCAAGGGAGAUGCUGGGAGACCCCGCGCGGAUCCCGUUUCCCUGCCGCCACUAGCACAGUAUCUACCGCAGUCAGGUUCUCAACCGAGAUUGCAGCCGCUGCUAGCCCCAGGAGCUCAACCUCAGCAACAAUUCUGGAAAGUACCGUAUUAUGAGUACCAACAUCAAAGGCGUGGUUCGAUAGAUUCCCUGGGCAGUGAUGUUUCCAAUAGGAAUGGGUCUGAGCAACUUGCAUAUCUACCUUCCAACGCCUCAUCUGGAUCGCAGUUCUACCCAGCGUCUCAGGCACAAUACGCCUCACAGCUCCCAUCAGAUGUCGAAGGUGCUAAUCCAGAAGAUUGUAGAGGGUCUUUAAGCCUUCCUGCAAUACAAAAGUUCCAACAACCACCUUCAGGUUACUACUUACAAUACCCAUAUUCUCAAUUUAGCAUGCUGCCACAGCAACAACAACAACAGCAGCAACAGAAUGCACAACAAUCUUACUUUACUUCUCAAUAUGUCCCGCCUGCAGCGCCCCCAGGUGCAGAACAUUUUAAGGAAUUUGACGAAGGAUUUCAUUCCCGGAAGGGCAGUGACGUGAGCGUGGCAGUAUCUCCAAGCUCCCCCGUGCAGGUUACUCGUACACAGCAAGCCGGAUUGAAUUCAGAAAGCCGUGAUACCAAUACAGCAACCGCAGUUUCUCCCAAGCCUCUUCCAAAGCCUUCGAAGCCACAAAUGCAGACAGAACGUUCCAGCUCAAAGUCCGAUGGGAACCAUAAUGGGCCAAGAAAGCAAAAGCGAAAAAACAGCAAUAGAAACAAGCCAGGCUCUCAAAGUUCAAUAGAGUCAAUAGCCUCCUCCAGCCAUGCAUCAAUCAUUUAUGGAAAAAUACCAGACAAGCAACUUAUUGAUAUUUACUUUGAGUUUAUUCACCCUAAUUUCCCAGUAAUACCGAUCAACAAAGAGACUUUAACGGACGACCUUUUGCUAGUAAACACGCAGCCAAUUAGCCCGGUUCACGAGCUGAACACAUACAUUCUGCAUUGGUUCAGGAAUUCCCUGGAGCUACUUGUGCGAGUGGCCCUAAAAAAACCAUCUGGAUCUGGCCAAGCUUAUUCCGAUGGAGCCGUUGAUAUUCUGGACUCUCAGGCAACCUUCAUAAAUGCGCUCAACGAGUGUUUCCAACGAAUAGUAGAUAUUCAUCCUGGUCUCCGAGAAAACGAAAAGUUGCUUUCCCUUAAGACUAAGUUCAUCUACCUUGCUACAUUCAGCAUCUUAAACUAUAUUUUGGCGUUUGUGGGCUAUGAUAACUCGUUCGUUCUGGGUAUGUCUGUGACAAUUUACAACGAAUGCAAACUUUACAGAUACCUCAUGUAUGAUGAACUGCCAUCAAAUGACACCGAAGCUAGCGAGAACGAAGACGAAGCAGGGGCUGGCGAUGCUCACGCAAGUGGCACACCAGAAAGAGGAAAGAGUGCCAAGCAUGAUCUCGGGCAUCAAGUCCUUUUCAAACGGCUGUACGUUCUGCUUGUGGUGUUUGACUCUUUACAAAGUUGCGCUUUUGGUGUGCCCAAACUGAUAAGUGUCCCGCUGGCGGAGCUAACAGAAGAGACCUUCAAGUUCUCAACAGGAAAAUGGUGUGUCGAGCGCGACCCACAAAGAUUUGAAACCAUAAGGCAAAGUCUGGUGCUCGGUCAGGUCCUUUCAUGGCUUUCGAUAAGUCGCAAAAGCGUACGACGUAAUUCCUUACAAGCGGCGCCACAGGAUGCGUCCUGGAAAGAUGAAAAAAGCGAUAGUGUUUCUUCCUCUCUUUUUGCCAAGUUUUUGGUGCAAAAACAUGAAAUGAUGGAAGACUUCCUAUUGCUUGCACCACUCGAAAAUUCAUCGCACUUAUUGACAUUCGACCUAUUAUCGAAAUCAUCAACUGCCAUAUGUGGUUUGAUCUCCUCCAUGCACAGGUUGUUGGCAUUAUUAAUGAAGAUUAAUCCUACAAACAGCGUCGAUCCGAACAACCGUCCGCCCCUAAGGCAAGGAGAUUUUGUCCACACAGACACAGAGAUCCAAUCCGAGUCUUCAAACCCACCCGCAGCUACAGCGGCACCAGAUUCUUGUGAUGCCGACAAGUUCGACGUGUACAGGAAACUACUGGGCCUCAAUGGGGGUCAAGAGAGGCAUGUCGCUCAGGGCACCAUAUCGCCCUUUGUGAUUUCUAUCGUUGUGGAAAUUCGCAACGUCUUGGAGCUUGUAAAGCACCUCCCAACAUCUAUCAUUGGCGUUGUAGUUAAUUUGCUACCCAAUGGUGAAGGUGAAAACUAUCAAAAACGCUCGCACAGACUAGUAAUGUCUCUUUCAAAUGCUAUGAACGAGCUGGUCCAAAUCACGAGCCUAAUUAGUCUUCUCAAACCCUUCAAAAUGUUCGACCACACGCUGCGCUCCAAUAGACCUUCAGCUAAAGUUUCAACAAAGCUUCUCAGGCAAAAGUUCGCUCCUGAAAGCGUCAAGACACCUUCCUCCCAACCGCCUUCGUCUUCUCCAGGCCCAAAUUCCGAUGGGUCCAAUAAUACCAGCUUAUCCCAAAAUACGGUAAUGCAUGCAAUUCUAGAUGCCGCGUGGGAUCUAAUGGACGGUGAAGAGUUAGGUUGGCUCUGA